Molecule: messenger RNA, 903 nt
Organism: Salvia miltiorrhiza (redroot sage)
Lineage: Eukaryota; Viridiplantae; Streptophyta; Magnoliopsida; Lamiales; Lamiaceae
Product: putative receptor like protein 25
Exons: 1
Coding region: 1-903 (300 amino acids)
Molecular function (GO): protein binding
Source: RefSeq, a predicted model, not a curated record
AUGGAAGGUCUUCCUGAGCUUCGAGUGCUCGUCUUGAAGUCUAACAAGUUUGAAGGUAACAUGUCGCACCCUUCACUAAGCAACCUUCCAUUUCCUAAGCUGCAAGUUUUAGAUAUAUCAGAGAACGAAUUUGUGGGCUCUCUACCUCAAAGAUAUUUCAAGAGUUUUAGAGCAAUGAUGGAUGUAAAGGAAAAUCAAACAGAUGGAUAUUAUGACCCAUUUCAAAAAUAUUUGGAGAUGAGAAUCACUUUGAAAGGUCUCGAUCAAUUAUUGAAGAGACUAUUGGAAGCCUUUACAAUCAUUGACUUAUCCUCCAACAAUUUCUCUGGCAGUAUUCCAGAUUCCAUAGGUAAUCUGAAUUCUUUGAGAUACUUGAAUUUGUCGCACAAUAAUCUCAUGGGACACAUACCUGCAUCUCUUGGAAAUAUAAAUGUGCUUGAAUCAUUGGACUUGUCAUCGAACAAAUUGGAUGGAGGUAUUCCAAGUGAACUGACAAGCUUGACAUUUCUUGCGAAAUUAAACCUUUCAAUGAAUGAUCUCGUGGGGCAAAUACCACAAUCUACUCAGUUUUCCACAUUUGAGAAUGAUUCAUACGUGGGAAACUUGAGAUUGUGUGGAUUUCCGUUGACGAGAAAAUGCAACGAGGAGAAUGGGCAGCGGAUGCAGCCAGAAGAACAAGAUGACGAAGAUGAUGAUUAUGGAUUUAUAGAUGGAUUUGGAUGGAGAAGUGUGGUGAUGGGAUAUGGAAGUGGAAUCAUAGUUGGGAUUGGAAUUGGUUGUUGCAUUAUUCGAUUUGGAAGGCCAAGAUGGUUGGUGGAAUUCUUUUUUGGUGUUGGAUAUACAUACAAGAAGAACAAGAAGAAGACAAGGAAGAGAGCUACUCCAACACAGAGGAGAAGUUGA